This is a messenger RNA of Medicago truncatula (barrel medic), 3109 nucleotides long. Its product is annotated as clathrin coat assembly protein AP180. Bases 314 to 3109 code for a protein of 931 amino acids. Gene Ontology annotation, molecular function: 1-phosphatidylinositol binding; clathrin heavy chain binding; SNARE binding. Gene Ontology annotation, cellular component: clathrin-coated pit; clathrin-coated vesicle. Lineage: Eukaryota; Viridiplantae; Streptophyta; Magnoliopsida; Fabales; Fabaceae. The record is from RefSeq and is a predicted model, not a curated record. The transcript has a single exon. Gene Ontology annotation, biological process: clathrin-dependent endocytosis; clathrin coat assembly; vesicle budding from membrane.
AAAAACACUCUGGUCAUUGCACCUUUUUUUUCCCUCUCCCACCUUUUACUCUCCACCAUCCAAAUCCACAUUCUAAAAAUAGACCAAAUUGAACUUCCAUUCUCUUUGUUCUAUGCCUCUCAACAAAAAUGUCUUCACACAAAUCCUGUCAAUUUUCAACAACUUUUACUUUUCACCAACCUUCCUUAGAACAAAUUAAUUCCACAACAAACUUCAUGCAUACAUGUGCAUUGUGAUGUUCUAAAAUCCUAAACUCCUAAUAAACAACAAAAAAAAAAAAUCUAGUUGUUUAAUUUGAUUUGAUUCUGUCACAAUGCCAAGCAAACUAAGGAAGGCAAUUGGUGCAGUAAAAGACCAAACAAGCAUUAGCCUAGCAAAGGUAACACAUGCUGCAAAUCUUGAGGUAACAAUUCUUAAAGCAACAACACAUGAUAAAAAUCCAAUUGAAGAACGUUAUGUGAAUGAAAUUGUCAACAUAGUAUCUUCCAACAAAGCCUAUGCUGCUGCAUGUGCACAAUGCAUAGGUAAAAGAAUGGGCAAAACUAGAAAUUGGGUUGUUGCACUUAAAUCUCUUAUGAUUGUCCUUAGAAUAUUUCAAGAUGGUGAUCCAUAUUUUCCUAGAGAAGUUUUUCAUUCAAUGAAAAGGGGUGCAAAAAUUCUCAACCUUUCAAGUUUCAAAGAUGAUUCCAAUUCUAGUCCUUGGGAUUACACUGCAUUUAUAAGAACAUUCGCAUUGUACCUUGAUGAACGAUUAGAUUGUUUCCUAACGGGAAAACUUCAACGACGAUUCACGUAUAAUAAUCGGUUUCAUGAGAAGAAUCAAAGGAAUGAACCUGGUAUUAGAGACAUGAAACCUACAUUGGUUCUUAAUAGAAUCACUUAUUGGCAAAGGUUGUUGGAUAGAGCUAUUGGUACGAGACCGACUGGAGCGGCUAAGAAUAAUCGUUUGGUUCAGAUUUCUCUUUAUGCUGUUGUGCAAGAAAGUUUUGAUCUUUACAAAGAUAUCUCUGAUGGGCUUGGGGUUGUUUUGGAUAAUUUCUUCAAUUUACCACUUUCAGCUUGUGUUACUGCAUUCAAUGCAUGUGUUAAAUCAUAUAAACAAUUUGAUGAGUUAUCUGCAUUUUAUUCAUUUUGUUUAAAUAUUGGAAUUGGAAGGUCCUAUGAGUAUCCAAGUGUGCAAAAAGUUUCCGAAGAGCUUAUGGAGACAUUACAAGCUUUCUUGAAGGAUCAAGCUUCAUUCCAUAAUACUGCUUCAAAACAUUUUAUUCUUUCUGCACAAAAAAAAUCUAAUGCAGGUUUAAGUUCAUCUCAAGACGAAUUAGGCACUGAAAGAUGUGGAACACUUGAUAGGUAUUUUGAGACUGGUUCUGAGUUUGGAUCUCAAUGUACAUCAUUGGAAGAUUUAAUGAGUGCUACUGAUGUUGCCGAGAGUUCCCGCGGUUCAAUUGAACAUGAUAGGUAUUCCGAGGAAUCUGAUGAGAAACAUUCAUUACAAUAUGAUGAUGGGUUUGGUAGCGCUAAUGGUUCUGGUUCUGUUAGAUCAUCGACAAUCGACAAAAAUUCUAGGUCAAGUUUUGAUAUAGUAAGUGUUGAUGAUAUGCAUGUGCAACAAAAUCAUCAAACAAAGGAAAGUUCCAAAGAUUGUUGGGAAAUAGUGUUAGCAAAGACAAUAACUAAUGAAACACCGUCACCUAAAUUGGAGAAUGGAUUUGACUCUUUUGACAAAGCAUUUGAUCAAGCUUUAGUACCUCAUCAAAAAUAUAAUCCAUUCCUAGAAGACAUUGGAACUUUAGCUCCUCAUACCAAUGCCAAUGAUAAUUUUGAUGAUGCUUUUGGUGUAUCACCAACUUUUAAGGCAACACCAUCACCUACCUUUAAUGCUCAUGAUCCUCUUGCAUCAUCUUUCUCUGAUCAAAAUUCUAAUUCCUUAACAAAUUUGGAUCUAAUUUUUGGUGACAUAAAUCCAAAUGACACAACAGUGGCACCAACUUUUAAGGCUCAACAGUCUUUUAAUCAUGGUUCAGCACCAACGUUUCAGGCUCAACAUUCUUUUAAGAAUGGUUCAACACCAACUUUUCAAGUGCACAAUUCAAAUGAUAAUGCAAUAAUAGAAUCACCAAUUGAGAAUCCUAAUACUAGUAGUAUUGUUCCCUUGGAUUCACAUAAUAGUUUUUACAAUUCAACAGUGGUUCCAACUUUUCAGGCUCAACAUUCUUUUAAGAAUGGUUCAAUACCAACUUUUCAAGCUCAACAUUCUUUUAGGAAUGGUUCGACGCCAAUUUUUCGGGCUCAACAUUCUUUUAAGAGUGGUUCAACACCAACAUUUCAAGUUCACAAUUCAAAUGAUAAUGACAUAGCAGAAUCACCAACAAAUAUCGUUGAGAAUCCUAAUACUUGUACUGUUCCCUUUGAUUCGCACAAUAGUUUUUACAAUUCAACGGUUCCACCAACUUUUCAGGCUCAACAUUCUUUUAGGAAUGGCUCGACACCAACUUUUCAAGCUCAACCUUCUUUUAAGCAUGACUCAACACCAACUUUUCAGGCUCAACAUUAUUUUAAGAAUCGUUCAACGCCAAAUUUUCAAGUGCACAAUUCAAAUGAUAAUGCAAUAGAAGAAUCACCAACCUAUAAUAUUGUUCCUAAUAUUAGUAUUGUUCCCUUUGACUCACAUAAUAGUUUUUACAAUUCAACAGUUGCACCAACUUUCCAGGCUCAACAUUCUUUUAGGAAUGAUUCAACACCAUCUUUUCAGGCUCAACAUUCGUUUAGGAAUGGUUCAACAUCAACUUUUCAAGUGCACAAUUCAAAUGAUAAUGCAAUAGUAGAAUCAACAACCUAUACUAUUGAGAGUCCUAAUACUAGUAUUGUUCCAUUUGAUUCACAUAAUAGUUUUUACAAUUCAACAAUUGCACCAACAUUUAGUGCAAAUGGUGGCAAUGAAAUAACAUCGGCAACACAGAUAGAAGAUGAUCUUUUUGGACCAUGGCCUAGUGCAACAACCAAUGAUCCAACGUCUAACGUGUCAUCAAUGCAAGAUCAAACUUUGUUGCAAUUUCAACAACUGUGGUUGGAACAACAAAACAAGAUUAUAGCAAAGCAUAUGACUUGA